UGUUAGCACUCUGUUAUAACACACGUAGUGAUGUUGUUUCUUAUGCGAUCUGUUUAUGACACACGAGAUUAAUACUACGACUUGCCUCCACCCCUCCCGUACAGCCAGAGUGCUGGGGUCCCUGCCAAGUCGGUUUGAAAAGAGCAGACAAAGGCUUUGAGCUCAGGACGCCCCUCUCUCUCUCUCACUCUGCCUACAAAGCCAACCUAGCUCUAUCUUCCCUGCCUUUCUAUCAUGGAACUGUUUUUUAAUAGGUGGCGUUAAGAGUGUUGGUUUUAUUUUUUACUUUCUUACACUGAAAUGUACGACCGUCUGGAUCCCCGCUCGGCCGAGAGAGGAAGGCUUUUUGUAGGUAUAAUACAAGGAAGCGUCGUCUGAGAGAGGGAGAGAGAGGGGGAAGGAUUGACGCUUUUUCCUCCUCUCCUCCUCCUUCUUCCUUUCGCCCCCCUCUCCUCCUUUUUGGCGGAGAGAGGGGUUGAGGCAGGAAUAAACGCCUUUUUUGUUUUUUUCCUUUUCUUUUCUUUUUUUUUUUUUUAAAUGCAUUUGAAUCCUACUGCGCAACCAGACCGGAUCACGUGGGAUUGGAGAGAGUUGGAUCGAUUUUGCACAGUUCAAUGUGAGAAAAAAAGAGAGAGAAACAAACAACUCUUUCUUUUUUACUUCUGUGGAUAACUGGGACUGUUGAUACUUUUGCAUUAUUUGCAAGAGAAGGGGAGGGUGUUUGAGUGGGCUCUUUCUUUCAGCCUUGGAGGUGUGGAGUAUUAAUUCUUAUAUGCCUGGGUUUUGAAAAACAAUGGAGACGCACAUUUCGUGCCUCUUCCCGGAAAUUUUGGCCAUGAUUUUCAGCUAUCUGGACGUGAGGGACAAAGGCAGGGUAGCCCAAGUGUGUAUCGCUUGGAGGGACGCAUCCUACCACAAGUCAGUUUGGAGGGGGGUGGAGGCCAAGCUGCACCUCCGCCGGGCCAAUCCCUCCCUGUUCCCCAGCCUCCAGGCCAGGGGCAUCCGGAGGGUCCAGAUCCUCUCCCUGCGCCGCAGCCUGAGCUAUGUGAUCCAGGGAAUGCCUAACAUCGAGUCCCUCAACCUGUCCGGCUGCUACAACCUCACAGAUAAUGGUCUGGGCCAUGCAUUUGUGCAGGAGAUCCCAUCGCUGAGGGUUUUGAACCUGAGUCUGUGCAAGCAGAUCACAGACUCCAGUUUAGGCAGGAUAGCCCAGUAUCUGAAGAACCUGGAGGUGCUGGAGCUUGGCGGCUGCAGCAACAUCACCAACACUGGGCUUCUCUUGAUAGCCUGGGGCCUCCACAGGCUCAAGAGCCUCAACCUGAGGUCCUGCAGGCAUGUCUCGGACGUGGGGAUUGGACAUUUGGCGGGCAUGACCCGCAGCGCAGCCGAGGGCUGCUUGAACCUGGAGUACCUGACUCUCCAGGACUGUCAGAAACUGACGGACCUGUCACUCAAACACAUUUCCAAGGGGCUGACCAAACUCCGGGUACUGAACCUGAGCUUCUGUGGGGGGAUCUCAGACGCAGGGAUGAUCCACCUCUCCCACAUGGCCUCCCUGUGGAGCCUCAACCUACGCUCCUGUGACAACAUCAGCGACACGGGGACCAUGCACCUCGCCAUGGGCACCCUAAGGCUCUCCGGGCUCGAUGUUUCCUUCUGCGACAAGAUAGGGGACCAGACCCUGGCGUACAUCGCCCAGGGGCUGUAUCAGCUCAAGUCCCUGUCCCUAUGCUCGUGUCACAUCUCUGACGAUGGGAUAAACCGGAUGGUGAGGCAGAUGCACGAGCUGAGGACCCUGAACAUUGGACAGUGUGUGCGCAUCACGGACAAAGGGCUGGAGCUCAUAGCUGACCACCUGACCCAGCUGGCGGGCAUUGACCUGUAUGGAUGUACCAAGAUCACCAAGAGGGGACUGGAGAGGAUCACACAGCUCCCCUGCCUUAAAGUGUUGAACCUGGGACUCUGGCAGAUGACAGAGAGUGAGAAAGUGAGGUGAUUGGAAAUGUUUUUUGUGUGUGUGUGUGUUCUUUUCUUUCUUUUUUUUUGGGAUGGGGACAGAGGGGGAGAUGGACGGGUGGGGAAACGUCUUUUCUUACUGAAAAAGAGAGAAAAUCUUUCUUUUCUCUCCUGUGUAAGGUGUGUUUCUCCCAUGUGACCGGAAUUUUCUGUCCAAAUGUUUUAUUUUUCUUUCUGUUGGCCUUGCAGAAUCUAAAUUAGUGUUUGAUAUGACUUAAUAUUCUGCCUGGUAGGAAGCAAUUAAAACCUGCUUUUGUUGUGAACUCAUGAAAAUCCCUGUUUAGCAGUUGUUUUGAUCUCAUAUUGAGUUUUAAUAUCUCAUAAAUUCUGACAGUGGACUGGAAUAACUUCAAUGCAAAUCAGCUCGUUUCGCACAUUUCAGAAAGUGUCAUCUUCCCUCGUACUAUUAGAAUAAUCUGCUCCAUUUAACUGACACUUGCUUCCAGAAAAUUCCUGAAGUGAAACUUGCCUCCAUCCCUAAAGCCGGCAGAUUCCUUCUUCAUUUAAAGCAAAGUGAGGUUUUAAAACUUGAGUAUGAGACUUUUUAUUUUUUACAGUGAGUCUGGAUUUGAGACAUUUACGACUAAUCUCCGCUACAGCCAUCACGCCUAAAAAACAUUUGGCUACCUCGUAUGUGGUUGUUUUCAAAGGGUGUAUACUGUUGAAAAAAAAAAAAGAAAAGAAAAAAGAAGGAGGAAAGCGAGAAUGAGAGACUGGGAGAAAAUGUGCCUAAAGGGACUGUGUCUGCCCCCUCCCCCAUCCCCUCCCUCCCUUCCCUCUUCCCUCCCCUCCCCUCCCCUCCCUCCUCCGCAAGCAGAGCUGGAGAAAGGGAGACCAGGACACAAUCUAACUACCUUUGUUAAUUUACCCCCAUAAACAGCAACAAUUUCCCAGAGAGAGAAAGGGAAAGCCAGCUGUAAAAUCCAGUCAGAUCGCAGGAGGACGACGCUUUAUGCAAAAAAAAAAACAAAACAUGAACCCGCUUGUGUACAAGAGCUUUUUUUUAUUGUUUGUUUCCUUCAUUUUGUUCUUUAGGGAUAAAGUCCAACUUUAAUGCCCUUUAUAGAGACGCGUUGUGUUCAAGCUUUGACCAAUGUAAAGGAGACAGAUUCAGUUUACCCUUUGGAGAAAUACCUGUAGUCAUCCUGUAAUACUACUACAGAGACAGAGGAGUAUUACAGUGAUACAAUACGAGGUAACACAUAUUGGUAUGAUCAGGCCAUUAUUAAACGCAAUAUAUGUCAGUGUGAGUAUAUUAUAGGAAUGCUGGGUAUUUUUUUGUAAGGGAUGCUGAAUGUCAGUGGAUGUUGUUCAGAGCGUGGUACUUCAAAUUGAAGUGAUUUCUAUACCUUAUCUUAUACCCUUUAUUGAUCGAAACGAAUCAGGGUUUGCUCUAUGGUUUUUAUUUUCCCACGUUAAUGCCAACACAGGUCGCAUUCAUAUUCAUGUUGCUCUAGUGAGAGAGAGAAAGGUGGGGAGAGAGAGAGAGAGAGAGAGAGAGAGAGAGAGAGAGAGAGAGAGAGGAGGGUAGGGAUGGACAUCUUUUUCCUCCUCUUCUCCUUCCAUCUCUCUCUGUCUCUCUCUCUCUCUCUGUUCUCCCUGAAUAAAAAUACCCUGAAUCCAUUUUGAGACAUGCUUAGAAGAAGGAGCAAUCGAUUAUUUUUCUUUUCUCUCUCUCUCCUCCGUCUCGGGUUACAAGCGGAAUGCGUCUCUCUCUCUCUCUUUCCCUCCCUGUGUCUCUCUCUCUCUCUCUUCCUUUCACACACACACACACACAUGCACACGCGUGCGCACACGGGGGCCCGUGUGUGCACGUUUUAAUGUAAUGCAAUGACCUGCUAGAAAAAUUUAAUAUACGGAUGUGCGUCCUGCUGAAAAAGCUGUGUGUGUUUGAAAAUAAAAAGAUGUACUGUAUAUUAUGUGUUUGUAAAGAAGAAAAAAAAUGCAGAAUCCCAAAAUUAAAUUGUUUUAUAUUCUUACGGUUAAAACAAUUAAAGAUAUUUAUAUAAUGAACGAAAA
Molecule: messenger RNA, 4035 nt
Organism: Lates calcarifer (barramundi perch)
Lineage: Eukaryota; Metazoa; Chordata; Actinopteri; Centropomidae
Gene: fbxl14b
Product: F-box and leucine-rich repeat protein 14b
Exons: 1
Coding region: 794-1996 (400 amino acids)
Biological process (GO): SCF-dependent proteasomal ubiquitin-dependent protein catabolic process
Cellular component (GO): SCF ubiquitin ligase complex
Molecular function (GO): protein binding
Source: RefSeq, a predicted model, not a curated record